GAGCGCCGGGCUCCCACCUCCCCGGGGACCCUCCCCGGGGCAGCAGCCCCAGCCCGGCCCCGGGCGCCCGCCUCGCCCCGCCGUACCCGCCGCCAGCCCCGGAGAGGGUUCCCGGAAGGGAAAGCCAAGAAUUUCCGGGAGGACGCCGGGCGGCCGCGCACGGAGGAGAGGGAAGGGACCGGCCGGGCCGGGAGCGGGGCCAUGAACGGCUCGGCGAACUCGUUGCUGGACAAGGAGGAGCACCCGCUGCAGCUGGGCGAGAGCUUCGAGCGGCGGCCCAAGGCCUCCUUCCACACCAUCCGCUAUGAUUUUAAGCCAGCAUCGAUUGAUACGUCUUGUGAGGGGGAUCUCCAAGUGGGUAAAGGAGAUGAUGUUACCAUCACUUUGCCACAUAUUCCAGGUUCAACUCCACCAAUGACUGUCUUUAAAGGAAAUAAAAGGCCGUAUCAGAAGGACUGUGUGCUUAUUAUCAAUCAUGACACUGGGGAAUAUGUGCUGGAAAAACUUAGUAGCAGCAUUCAAGUCAAGAAAACAAGAGCAGAGGGCAGCAGUAAGAUCCAAGCCCGAAUAGAGCAACAGUCUGCCCGAGCAUCUCAGCCUCCUUCACAGUUCAGAGCCCCAACCAAGCCAGCAGUUGGACCUAAAACUUCUCCUUUGAAGGAUAAUCCUUCACCAGAGCCCCAGCUGGACGAUAUUAAGAGAGAACUGAGAGCAGAGGUUGAAAUUAUUGAGCAGAUGAGCAGCAGCAGUGGAAGCAGCUCAUCGGAUUCAGAGAGCUCAUCUGGGAGUGAAGAUGAAAGCUCCAGCAGCGAGGGGGAAGAGCCAGCACAUGUUUCCCCUUCCCAGCCACCACACCAGCAGUACAACAACAGGAAUGCUGUUGCUAAUGGCACCAGCAGGCCACAAGGAAGCAAUCAGCUCAUGAACACGCUCCGAAAUGACUUGCAGUUGAGUGAGUCUGGGAGCGACAGUGAUGACUAGAGGCUGAGCUUUUGCUGUUUCUGUUACAUAUACAUGAAGAACUAAUUUACCUUGAAGUGAUCCUAUUGCUUAUGAAGAGGAGCUGGCACAGAGAUGGUUCCAUGUGUGGAAUUUUAAUAGAAGAAAUGCAUAGCCCUACAAAAUAGCAGAUGUCGAGGACUGUUUUACUGUGUGAAUUACGUGUAUAUAUUGUGUAUAUUCUUAUUCUGCUAAAGCUUUGAGUACAUAUGUACAGUGGGUGAGCCAAUGUAUGUUCCUGUCCACCAUCUGUAAGUUUAACAUGUAAUUAUGUGAGGUCAUCCAAAAAUCUCUUGUUUGUAGGGUAUGUUCAGCGCAUCAUGACUUUGUCAGGGGACUUUUGUAUAUAGGGUGAGCAUGUGCCUACAAUGAGUUUAAAAAAACAUCCAGGAGCUAGUGUGUGCACUGAAGUGGGACUGCCAUAAAUUAGGUUUCAAUACUAAAUUGAUUUCUUUGGUUUGGGACUUUUUUAAUGCCUUUUUAUUGCUGUUUAUAGUUGAUUUAAUAGACUGACUUUUAAACAGUUGGACAAUAGGAAUGAUUAAACCAUGUUUGUCACAAACCUUGCUGCAUCAGUGCCUUAUAAGCAGGUUUUUUAAAUAGUGCUUCAGUUCCUGCCACCUUCCCUGUAUGGAGCAAUACUGAAACCUCAGAUUGCUUCUGCAAACAAGAGCUGUGUGUCACAUACAGCCUGCUGUGCUCUGAGGGCAGUGACUCUAGCAAAAUGAAGGAUACACAUCAAUCACCUAAACUCAUCCGAGUAGGAAUCAGAUAAUCAUUCUCUUUAGAAACUGAAGGGUCUCAUUUAACUCAGACUUUCAGACCUAGUCUUCAGAAAUACUUACAAUCCCAUCUACUAGUGACGUUGCAAUGCCACAAAUGCAAAAUAUUUGACUUACUGAAAUUCUAAGACUGGAGCCCUCUUUGCAGUUUCCUAGAGAGUGCAAAAAGAGGUGACAAAACAAGUAGCCAUGAAACAGCAGAAGUCUCUCUCCCACCACAGUUGUAAAGGUAGACUUUAGUCCAUACUGUUCAUUGGACGAGACCUCUUUGUGCUUGACAGGAGUACACAGAACAUGAAAUAUUUGCCAAGGGUGAAAUUCACCCCUGUUUAAAGGGUGUUUAAAGGGUGCUUAGUUGGAUUAUUAUUAACUUUUUUGCUCACAUGGAAAAUGAGUGCCAUAGGCAGCCUCUUGUGACUUUUUAAAAUCAAAAUUCUGCUGACAUAGGACAAGUUGCACCUUAGUUGUGGUGUAAUCCUGAGGAAUGGGAAGCUGAAUCAGAUGCCUUUCCAUUCUCAGGUCUCUGCUUUGCACUGCUCUCAUCUGUCAGUUUGUGUUUUAACUCCUGUUUGUUUACUGAGCUCUGUCCUUUUUUUUAACAUGUUAAAGAGCAAGGGGACAUUUGAAGGGAGAUUUUAUUAAAUGGUUUAUUUUUUUGCAUUAGAUACAUAUUUAGGCAUAUUUUUGCAUUAUUGUACAUACAUUAAAAAUACUUGCUUUUUUUUAAAGUGUUUUGUGAUGUAGGUAUGUAUUUUAAUGGACAAUUAUGAAAUAUACUUGAUGAAAAGCCACAA
This is a messenger RNA of Agelaius phoeniceus (red-winged blackbird), 2575 nucleotides long. RefSeq names its product ELL associated factor 1 (gene EAF1). Gene Ontology annotation, biological process: transcription elongation by RNA polymerase II. The record is from RefSeq and is a predicted model, not a curated record. Gene Ontology annotation, molecular function: transcription elongation factor activity. Gene Ontology annotation, cellular component: super elongation complex. Lineage: Eukaryota; Metazoa; Chordata; Aves; Passeriformes; Icteridae.